AUGAUCUUCAAGAGUCUUCCGGACGCAGGAUCGUUAAAAAAGGACGAGUUGGGUAAAAACGACGAAGCAACAGCUCGUCUAUUCGUGCCCGUCAAGUCGAGAGGCCAUUCAACCAUCCGGAAAAGGGUCUGUGGAAUGCUAUUUCAACAGAGUCCAAUGCAACUCGUCCUGGCGCGUUUUGAUCUCGGCCGUCCAGCCUAUGCCGUGGCCGAGAAGGACCAAAUAAUUUGGUCUCACCUGACCUGUCCUGGAGCAGCCAAGCACGCUGGAGAUCUGCACAAUGGGCUUCUGGUCGAGGCCAAGACUGUUGGCCUGACGACCUGCUGUCACCACGUGAACGGCCAGCCAGUGGGCCACUCUGCUGGUCUCGGACUUGUCCGUACCGCUGACUCGCGUGGACGGCGGAGACGACUCGUUGGCAGCAGGCCUGACCAAUUCCGCAGAACAUUGGGCACUUUUGCACUCCUCCUCUGC
Molecule: messenger RNA, 474 nt
Organism: Protopolystoma xenopodis
Lineage: Eukaryota; Metazoa; Platyhelminthes; Monogenea; Polystomatidea; Polystomatidae
Source: the annotation of a GenBank genome assembly